Urocitellus parryii (Arctic ground squirrel) is the source of this 646-nucleotide messenger RNA. NCBI's taxonomy places the organism in Eukaryota, Metazoa, Chordata, Mammalia, Rodentia, Sciuridae. The record is from RefSeq and is a predicted model, not a curated record.
UCUCCAUGGACCGGCUCCGGGCCCUGAACAGCACCUUGGUGGAGCUGCAGGAGGGACAGCAGCAGCUGGUGCUGGCUCUUGAGAAGCACCGAGACCGCCUGCUCACCCUGCUGCAGCAGCCUGGGUGCAGGAAGGACUGCACAGACACCCAGGACCGGGCCCGAGCCCUGGAGCUGGCCGCUGACUUCACCCAGGUGCCCCCUGUGGACAAUGUCUUGCAUCGCCUGAAGGGUGUCCCCRAGGCCAACUUCUCCAACAUGGUCCAGGAGGAGAACACUACCUUCAACAGCCUCCCGUUCCUGGUGGCCAUGCAGAUGGAGCUGGUGAUCAAAGAUCUGAAGGAGGCGGUGGCCCAGAAGCCAGAAGGCAUGGGGACACUGGCUGAAGCGUUCCCCGAAUUGGAAGCAGCUCCCCGCUGGAGCCGGGCCCUGGAGGAGUUGGAAGAAAACAGCCGUCCCUACCUGCAGGAGGCGCAGAGAUACGAGACCUACAGGUGGRCAGUGGGCUGCGUGCUGUGCUCUGCGGUCCUGCUCGUGGUGGCCUGUAACCUGCUGGGCCUCAGCCUGGGCAUCUGGGGACUGUCUGCCAGAGAGGACCCCAGCCAAUCGGAAGCCAAGGGCGAGGCCGGAGCCCGCUUCCUCAUGGU